Messenger RNA from Crotalus tigris (Tiger rattlesnake), 4749 nucleotides. It is a transcript of the gene NFYA, whose product is annotated as nuclear transcription factor Y subunit alpha. The coding region runs from base 787 to 1821 and encodes 344 amino acids. The record is from RefSeq and is a predicted model, not a curated record. Lineage: Eukaryota; Metazoa; Chordata; Lepidosauria; Squamata; Viperidae. Gene Ontology annotation, molecular function: RNA polymerase II cis-regulatory region sequence-specific DNA binding; DNA-binding transcription factor activity, RNA polymerase II-specific. The transcript has 10 exons. Gene Ontology annotation, biological process: regulation of transcription by RNA polymerase II. Gene Ontology annotation, cellular component: CCAAT-binding factor complex.
GCGCCGGCCCAAGAGCCGGGAUUGGCGGGGCCGAGUGGCCAGUCAGAAGGCCGCGCGCGGGCUAGGGCUGGGCGAGCGCUGGGGCAGCGAGUGGCUGUGGCCCGUUGGCGCCCGGAACCCGCAUCGAAAUGGGAUGGGUGACUGACGUGGGAACGGAGAUGUCAUUGUUUGGGGCAAAUGCGAAUAGGGUUAGCUAGUCCCGUCUUGCUCGGCCCGGUCCCCGCGGGACCGUCGGAGGACCUUCGGAGAUGCCUUUCUGUGGCCUUCGCUGGAUGAAGGAAACGACAGAAAGCCCAUGGGGCGUUUCCUCCAGUUGCUUCACAGGGCGGCUUUCAGUGGCCUGUGUAAGGGGCUCGCCAUCCUGUGUUUGGCGGCCGCUGGCCCUGGACGUCAGUUUCGCUCGCACGCCUUUCAGAGCACGGACUGUAACCGAACGCCGCGGGGCUCAGAGCGCUGCGUUUCUCCGUCAGCCACUCUGCCAAAUUUUUGCCUCUAAAAAAUUAGCCUUUGAUCAAGGCCGAUAUUGUAGCCGAGAAGGCCUCUUCAUAGCUGCUUUUUCCCAUGACAAAAAACAAAAGGGUUUUCCCUUACAUAUCAUGUUACAAUUGUGCAAAAAUAAUCUGCUUCAGAUGAAAGCCACUGCUGCUUAUUCCUGGUGUAGGCUGCUCACGUAGUACAAAUGUAUAUUACAUAGGCUGACCGAUAACCCGAAAGAGGAGCCUUUCAAUAAAUGGUGGAGUUAAGGUUUCUGAUUGAAGAUUGGAUAAAGAAUUAAUACAGAAAACUAUGGAGCAGUACACCACAAACAGCAGUAGCUCAACAGAACAGAUAGUUGUACAGGCUGGACAAAUACAGCAACAGCAGCAGGGUGGUGUGACUGCUGUCCAGUUGCAGACUGAGGCUCAGGUGGCAUCUGCCUCAGGCCAGCAAGUUCAGACCCUCCAGGUAGUCCAGGGUCAGCCACUGAUGGUACAAGUGAGUGGAGGCCAGCUAAUCACAUCAACUGGUCAACCAAUUAUGGUACAGGCUGUACCUGGAAGCCAAGGUCAAACUAUUAUGCAAGUUCCAGUUUCAGGAUCACAAGGACUUCAGCAGAUUCAGUUGGUCCAGCCUAGUCAAAUUCAGAUUCAAGGUGGACAAGCGGUACAAGUUCAGGGCCAGCAGGGCCAGACACAGCAAAUCAUCAUCCAGCAGCCACAGACAGCAGUAACAGCUGGCCAAACACAGACCCAGCCACAGAUUGCAGUCCAAGGACAACAGGUAGCUCAGACAGCAGAAGGUCAGACAAUUGUCUAUCAACCAGUUAAUGCUGAUGGGACAAUUCUUCAACAAGUUACAGUCCCUGUUACAGGCAUGAUCACCAUCCCAGCAGCUAGUUUGGCUGGAGCACAGAUUGUUCAGACUGGAGCCAACACCAAUACAACUAGCAGUGGACAAGGGACAGUAACAGUGACUCUGCCUGUUGCUGGAAAUGUGGUUAACUCUGGUGGAAUGGUCAUGAUGGUGCCAGGUGCUGGAUCAGUGCCAGCCAUCCAAAGGAUACCUUUGCCUGGGGCUGAGAUGUUGGAGGAAGAGCCUCUGUACGUGAAUGCAAAACAGUAUCACCGGAUUCUGAAAAGAAGACAAGCAAGAGCCAAGUUAGAAGCAGAAGGAAAAAUACCUAAAGAGAGGCGGAAAUAUCUUCAUGAAUCCCGACAUAGACAUGCGAUGGCAAGGAAACGAGGAGAAGGGGGACGCUUCUUUUCUCCAAAAGAAAAAGAUAUGCAGGAUCCUGGCCAGGCAAACGAAGAAGCUAUGACACAGAUGAUUAGAGUAUCCUAACAACCAACUAAAUAACAAAACAUCUGGACAAAUAUCUUGUGUCUCUGCAAUUGUUCCCUCACCUUUCUAUCAAAUCAACUUCUGAAUGGGAAAAUUUGCUACAUGCACAACCUUGUUCUUUUUCAGAACAAAUAAUACACUUGCAGUGAGUGAUUUGUUUUAGGCUUUUCAAUGCAGUGAAUUCAAUCAACUGAGGUACUAAUGGAGUGUCCAUUCACCCUUCUCAGACCGGGGAUUGAAAAUCUGGCUCAAGAGACCUUUAGCAUUCUUGGCAGGACAAUGGCUCAGCUUGAUAGCAAUAGCAAUAACUGACUUGUUAAAGGAAAACUAUACCAUUUGGAAACCAUGGGGUUUGAACCACACAGAAAUACUAAUAUUUGGAACAGCCAGAGCUGACAUGUUUAUUUUCUCAGUGUGAUUUUUUUGGUCUCUCACAGACUCAACUUUUUAUUACGAUUGUUAUUACUUUCUAGCAGCAUAACUUUCUAUUGUUGAAGCAUAAUCUCUCAUAAAAUCUUGCCAAGGUGCUGAAAGUUGUCCUUGAAAUACUGUCCAUCAUAUAUCUGGGACAAAAUUAAUCUCAUCUCAGGGAAUGGCCUUUGGGGGAGGGGUAUCUGAUUUUAUGGCUAGUAAAGUGUUUUGUAGCUGAAUUGUGCUUUUGACAGUUAAAGUUCACUAACCUGCUCCCCUAGAAACUGAUUGUGCAGGUUGUGAAUGCCUGCAGUUAUGCAAACUAGUCUUUUGCCUGGACCCAUUGAUUUUCUGUGAUCAAAGGAUAAGAUGCAUUACUGAAUUAUGAACAUCAGACAGUAUGUAAGGACCAUAUCACUCAUCUAACUAAACUAUAAUAACUGUAUCCUGUCAAAGUUCAGACUGCUUUGGAUAUGAAAAUAUAAACUCUUUUCAAAUUUUACAUAUAAUGCACUUUGUAAAUCUAACAAUUCAAAAUCUAUUUCCUGUUGUGAAGAACUCUUUCUUCCCCUUGGUCCUGUCUAUAACAGUUUUAUGUUUUAUUGUUACACAAAACUGCAAAACCAUGAUUGUUUUUUGCAGUCUCACUUGAUCACUCAGAUUUUGACAUCAGAUCUGAGAUUCAUACUGGCACAUAUAGCUUUAUUUCAUUUGUGUAUCUUCCAUUACUUAUUUUGGUAAAUGCCGAGAGGUCUGCUUUUGUAUGUUCAUAGGCUUCUGUUCAGCCCUUCGGCUGCUCAGCAAAUCUGAGAGUGGAGGAAUACUGGAGUAGGUCUGUUAUGGAAAACAGUGAGUUAAACACAAUGCUGCAUACAAAAAAAAAAGUGGCCUGGUAAUUGACCAAUACAUUUUUAAAGGGGUCUUGAGAUUUUAGAAAAAGUGGUUCCUUACUAAAAAAAAAAAAAAAAAGUAGAUAUUGGUCCUCACUUAAUUUUGUUGUAGCUUGGAGAAGUCUGCCUUCACAAAAUUCCUUUUUUACUUGAAAUAGAGAGUUCAAAAGUGAAAAAAAAAUCAAACAACUGGUAUUUAAUAGGCUGGUAAACCUUUGGAAUUAGUUUUAAAAAUUUUCAACUUGAAGUUGGGUGUGGACCAAAUUUUAAGCAGUUGCCGAUUACAUGCAGUUUAGUGCUAUAACUUAAGCUCUUGGCAGCAAAGAGAUUUGUUUCAUUUGGUAUCUGUAAAGUCCUAUUUAAGUCUGCAUUAUAGCUUGUAUAUUUAUAAAUGUGUUUCCUUCUGUCUUUCUGAUUUUUCCUUUAUAUUUUCAGUAUACUGAGUAUUUGAUUAUUGUCCUGUUUUUCAGCUGGAUGCUUCAGCAUGUAGCAUUUCUCUUCACUGUUUUAAAUAACAAAUAUCUGAUUGGUAUUUAAGUAAUGGUAUUAGUAAAGGAACAAUAAAUGCUUUGUGGGUAGGGAAUGGAUUUUCUUUUCUACUAUUGCUGUAUAUUGGCCUUCUUACAUCUUGUAUCUUUUAGAUGUAUUAGGUCUAUCACUCCUACAAUUCCCAUUGACAAUUCCCAAAGGCUAUGCUUUCUGGGAAUUCUUGGGAUUGAUCCCAAAAUAUCUGUAGAACAUCAGAUUGGGAGGUUGCUGUAAAUAUUAAAAGCACUGAUGCAUUUUGAAAUAAUGCUGAGCAAGGGGAAGAUACUCUAUUGUUUGGGUUAGGGAUUUUUCUUCCCGUAAAUUCCUCUUUUCAGCUGUCAUUUUAAUUCUGCAUAUUGGGUAUUAAAUAGAUCAAGGUUCUCCUAAUUCUUAUGUAUAUUUAAAACAUAACAAUACAUUUGCAACUUAAAACUAUCUAGCCACUGCAACCUUUACAUUUAUUAAAAAAAAAGAAACAAAAAUGGUCUUUGUGAUAUCUGUAUGUAGAUGAUGCAGAAAACUAUUUAAUUUUUAGUCUUUACAAAAUUUCUAGUUAGUUUUUUUCUGUAAUUGUGCAAAUUACCUGAUAGAAUCUAUUAUUCCAAUGGCUUAGAUUUUUUAAUCUUGAGAAUCUCAAACUACAAGAUGAUGCAAAAUGUUUUGUUUUCAAGCAAAAAGUAAUAUACCAAAUGCAAACUCUUAAUUACAAGUGAAAAGACAGACCAUGAAAUGCUUAAUUGGAAGUAGACUUAAGGAUAAAGAUGUAGUGGGUUUAAAAAAAAGUGUGAAUUUUUAUUUUGAAUUAGAAAGCACUGGAAUGUUGAGCCUAUAUAAAGUGGCUUGAAGUGUAGGGAGGGAAUAGGUAACCCCCAAGUGAUGCUUCUUCCAAAUUUUUGCAUGUAAAAAAACUUUUUUUUCUUUUCUUUUGGGUUGUGAAUGGAGCUGGGGCAUUGAUAUUUGUGAAAUUGUAAUGCAAAGUUUGUAUAUAGUUCAAAAGUUUAUAAUUUUUUAUUCUGCAUUUUGAAGUGUAUUUUGUCUUUAAUAGAUACAACUGUAAGUACUGUGUACACUAUUAAACCAAUAAAAUGUUUAUAAAAUA